AUGGGGAUUUGUGUGUCGUUUAAUCGUAGAGACUCCAUUUCUUCUCCAACAGUGAAGGUCGUGACUGUUAACGGUGAUCUCCGGGAAUACAGUAUUCCGGUGCUAGCUUCUCAGGUUUUGGAAGCAGAAGCAGCGGCUGCUUCGUCUUCGUCUUCCUCUAGACCUUCUUCUUAUUUCAUCUGCGACUCUGAUUCUCUCUACUACGACGAUUUCAUCCCGGCGAUCGAGCCGGAAGAGCCGCUUCAGGCGGAGCAGAUCUACUUCGUCCUCCCGAUCUCUAAACGUCAGAACCGGUUAACUGCGUCGGACAUGGCGGCUCUCGCCGUGAAAGCAAGCGUCGCGAUUCAGAACUCUGUUGGGAAAGAAUCUCGCCGGCGUAAGAAGGUGAGAAUCUCGCCGGUCAUGAUGCUGACUCAGCCUGACGGUUCCGUCGCCGCUGUUAACGGAAAAGGAAGCGAGUCGACGGUUAAGAAGGGAAGACCGGUGCUGGAUCAUAAAACGGGUCCGGUAAAGGCUUCGAGUGGUUAUAACCGGUCCGGUUCGGUACGUAAUUUGAAGAGAUAUACGUCUAAGCGAGCAAAGUUGGCGGUUCGAUCUUUUAGGCUGAAACUUUCAACGAUCUACGAAGGCUCCGUCGUUUAG
Molecule: messenger RNA, 642 nt
Organism: Microthlaspi erraticum
Lineage: Eukaryota; Viridiplantae; Streptophyta; Magnoliopsida; Brassicales; Brassicaceae
Source: the annotation of a GenBank genome assembly